CAAUUUGGAAGUAUAAGUGAUUUGAGGAAUAAUCGGAAACCGACGUGUUUCUCACCUUGUAAAUGUAUUAAUUUACAUACGGAGCAAAUUAAUGCAAAAUGUUUUUACAACUUUAGUUAAUAGCGAAGUUUCGCCUCCAACGAGUGUGUUCCGCGCGUGAAAAUAGUAAAAUCGGCUUCCAUGUUUUGGGAUCAUGUUUACCGUAACAGGCAUAUCAUGCAGGAAUUCGAGGACCUAGAAGUGCACAAAACCAGUGUUUCUGUAUUUGUAGCGUUGUUUUACUUGGAAAUGUUGUAUAUUCUGAUUAUGACGCUGUCCAUAUUGAACAGACUGAAUCAGAAUAUGCCGUCGUAAAUCGUCGUAGAUUUCUCUGUAUACCUCAACAGUAAUUAAUUGACAAUGACUGACAUUAAGAUAACGGACCGGCUGUACCUCUCAAAGUCGGAUGACAUCUUUGUGGACCUUAAUCAGCUGAAGCAGCAUCAGGUUGAUGCUCUCCGGCUGCUCUACGCCCAAUUUAAAAAGAAAACGGGGGGCGUGAUUCUAAACGACCCCAGUGGUUACGGAAAGACGGUGGUGGCGGUGCUGUUUCUGCACGCGAUGCGACAGAUACUGCCGUCGCCCGCACUCGUAUUGUGUCGCGCGGGGGAAUUGCAACACUGGCGACACCACUUCCACACCUGGGCCACCACGGAAGACGUAAUCUUCGAGUCCUCCAACCCGUACGUGAAGAAGUCCAUCUUCGUGAACACGCGACAGCAGCUGCCGUCGCUCUGCCGCCGCACCUGGUCCGUCGUCGUGGUCGACGACGACCUGCCGAGGGAGCUGCAAGCAGACUUCAAGAUAUAUCUCACCAAUGAGGACAUGAAGGAAAAUUUGAUCACCUUUGCUUCGAUAUACCAAUGGAUGUUCCCCAAAGGACCCGAGUUCGACAUCAAGCAAGUCACAGGACAUACAAAUGGUCCCGCGGAUUUCGACAAAAAAGUCUAUUUACUCGAUUUUAUCUUUGAAGGAAUUGUAUUUAGAAGCAAGAAUUUCACGCCGUUUAAGAAACCUGAGACACAAGCGCCUCCCGCACCUUUAGUAAUUGAACCACCGCGGAUAUCACGGAAAAACAAAGACGCAACCGGGACGAAAAUAAAGCGCUCCAAAGCCAGAGUAGAGGCGGAGUCCAACCACGCGGCCAAAAUACCGAGAACCGAUCCUACAGAGAGGAACUCCACCAUCACAUCUAAGGACUACUACAAAGAUAAUGAAAUGGACGUCGAAAGCUUCAUCAAAAACGAAAAGCCGAUAACCGGAGAAGGGGUUGAAGAGUUCAUGGAUUUCCAAGCGAUGAUAAAGUCCGAUACAGAGAACUUUAAAGAUAUAGUUAGAAAUGAAAGAUUGAAUGGUCAAGCUACUAUUACAGAGGAAAAUACAGACGUGUGCACUGCUGACUAUCAGGAUGCGAUAAAUGAUAUAGUCAAUAAUGAAAAUGAUAAAAGUAUUGAAGAAACUUAUGGGAAUAUUGAUGUUAGGGUUACGGAAAGUGAUUCGGAUACAGGAAAGGCUAAUAAUAGUUUAAAUGUGAGUACAGAGAAUGAUGCAGAAGAUAUAAGUGUAAGUAAUAGUAAGGUAGAUGUACCCAAUUUAGAAGAAAAUAAGGAUGAGACAAUACAAGUAGUUCAUAAUGAAACGAAGAAAGAUCUUGAAACUAAACUAACUGAAUUGGAAGAGAAGACAUUAAAUAAGUUUAAGGGAUCGCUUUUAGAUACCAUAUUCUGAAUAAGUGUAUUUAACCGAUAGAUGUCUGAUGUUUGCAAUUU
Molecule: messenger RNA, 1808 nt
Organism: Cydia amplana
Lineage: Eukaryota; Metazoa; Arthropoda; Insecta; Lepidoptera; Tortricidae
Exons: 6
Coding region: 400-1767 (455 amino acids)
Molecular function (GO): ATP binding; ATP-dependent chromatin remodeler activity
Source: RefSeq, a predicted model, not a curated record